AUGUCGGGAAUUUUAAGCAAGCGACAGCUUGCGCGGAAUGAGCAGGCACUUCAAGAACUUGUGAAAUUGCCAGGAAAUAAUGUUUGCGCAGACUGCCAGGCAAGGAAUCCAGGAUGGGCAAGUUGGAGUCUGGGAAUAUUCUUAUGCAUGCGUUGCGCUGCCUUACAUCGAAAGCUGGGAACACAUAUCACAAAAGUUAAAUCAUUGAGUAUGGAUUCAUGGUCGAAAGAUCAAGUAGAUCAUAUGAAGAAGACUGGAAAUGUCGCGUCAAAUCGAAUCUACAAUCCUCAAAAUACUCGACCUCCGAUCCCGAUUGAUGCCGAUGAAGCAGAUUCCGCCAUGGAACGAUUUAUACGACAGAAGUAUGCCAACGGGCCGCCAGCCCAGAGACGGAAUAACACUGGUAGUUCGAGCUCAGACGAUCAUCCUCCACCGCUUCCUCCCAAAAAUGGGACCAAGUUCGGCUUCAGAUCGGCUUCUUCCAUUUUCCCCCUAUCCUCAAAGGCGAAAAAAGACAAUGCGGAUGCGCAGGCAGAAUUUGAUCAUUAUAGCCAAGCGCCAUCACCUCCGAGGAAGAAUAAGCAUUCAAGAAUAUUCGGUACUUCCCUUGACGCAACGGAUGAUCUCGAGUCGAAGUUGGUCAAAUUGCGAGACAUGGGGUUCAGGGACGAGAAGAGAAAUAAGGACGUGCUAAAAGGCUUGGGUGGAAAUUUAGAGAAAUCUAUUGAAACUCUAGUUCGACUGGGCGAAGGUGGUUCCAGUGCAAGAACGGCAUCGUCUAUAAAUUCUUCUGGGCCGCGAACCCCAGCUAGCCCACCCGGUCUAUCAUUUGAGCGACCUCAAGCAACCAGUCCCCCUGUAUCAUCGGCCUCGAAUAACCCAUUUGAUAGACUUGACAAUCCAGUAUUUCCUCAGGCACAAUCUACACAAUCUACUGGUUCCAUGGCACAAGGCCAUAAUCAGAUGAUGGAAAGCAAUCCAUAUCAAAAUAUUGCGAGCACAAAUCCAUUCGGGUUAAUGCCGUCACAGUCACAACUAAAUCUCAACCAGGCCUUUCAAAACAUGUCGGUCUCUUCAUCACAGCCUCUUUUCCCUCACCACACAGGGGGGCUGCCUGGUUCUCAGCCCCCACCAGUGCAGCAAUUAUAUCAGCAAUCUAUGACACCCCCAGUUCCAUCUCUACCACAACAUCAAUAUGGUCCAGUCAUAUACGAAAAUCCAGGUCAACAGCCUCAAUUACAGCAAAAUGAUCGAAACAACUUGAAUACUAAUCCAUUCAUGCAACAAGCAUCACCGCAACCAGUCGUAAAUACCAAUCUUCAGUCGAACCCAUAUAUGCAACAAUCGGUGAUGAAACAACCUCUAUUCGCAAGUCCAGUCACUCAAACGCCACAACAGCAGUAUCCUCCCGGGAGUUACAACAUGGGAAUGCAGAAUCCUCCACAACAAAUGAAUCCUUUCUUCAACCAGGCCAGUGUACAACAGCAACAACAACAACAGCAACAACAACAACAGAGGUCGCAAAUGCAGUAUGGAUACCAGCAGCAACAGCAACAGCAACCACAAUCACAGUACCAACAGCCUCUAGUUCAGCCCCAGCAAGCUCAGUAUGAUCAGUUUCGACAGCAAACUUACCCUAUGAUGCCACAGCAGACUGGAAGGUUAGUUGAUAAGCGCAGUAUUUUGGAUCUUUACAAUCACCCCCAAUUAGCGCCUACUCAGAUUCAGCAGCAGCAACAACCAGAACCUAUGCAACAACAGGCAGCUCAAGUCGUGGAAAUUCCCCAGCCCAGUGGACAAAUGCCAGGCGGCAGUAAUAACCCCUUCAUGUCCAACGUAGCGGUAGCACCGACCACCUCCAACGGAUCUGGUAGACAAAUUAGUCGGGAGAGUAUGAUGAUAGAUGCUGGGGGUUGGCAAAACGGGAGACAUAGUCCAGACGCAUGGGGACAAAUCAGUGGAAGGCGGUAA
Molecule: messenger RNA, 1971 nt
Organism: Botrytis byssoidea
Lineage: Eukaryota; Fungi; Ascomycota; Leotiomycetes; Helotiales; Sclerotiniaceae
Exons: 4
Coding region: 1-1971 (656 amino acids)
Biological process (GO): endocytosis; endoplasmic reticulum to Golgi vesicle-mediated transport; intra-Golgi vesicle-mediated transport
Cellular component (GO): Golgi apparatus
Molecular function (GO): protein binding; GTPase activator activity
Source: RefSeq, a predicted model, not a curated record